Messenger RNA from Pelobates cultripes (western spadefoot toad), 681 nucleotides. The record is from the annotation of a GenBank genome assembly. Lineage: Eukaryota; Metazoa; Chordata; Amphibia; Anura; Pelobatidae.
AAUGCAUAGAGCUCUUCACAGAGUUGGUCAAAGACAAGGAGAACUGCAAGAAGUUCUAUGAAGCAUUUUCCAAGAACCUAAAGCUUGGCAUUCAUGAGAACUCCACAAAUCUGAAGAAGCUGUCUGAACUCCUGCGGUACCACACUUCCCGAAUAUGUGUCCUGCAUGAAGGAAAACCAGAAGAGCAUCUAUUACAUUCCUUGUGAGAGCAAGGAGCAGGUGGCAAACUCUGCCUUUGUGUAACGUGUGAGGAAGCGUGGCUUUGAAGUGGUCUACAUGACAGAGCCCAUUGACGAGUGCUGUGUCCAGCAACUCAAGAAGUUUGAUGGUAAGACUCUGGUGUCUGUUACAAAGGAAGGUCUGGAGCUGCCAGAAGAUGAGGUUGAGAAGAAGAUGGAGGAGAACAAGUCAAAGUUUGAAAGUCUGUGCAAGCUAAUGAAGGAGAUCUUGGACAAGAAGGUUGAGAACGUCACCGUAUCCAACCAUCUGGUGUCCUCUCCAUGCUGCAUUGUGACCAGCACAAAGCUUCAAUACAAAUUGCUGCUGACUCCACAUCCCCCUCCCCCCCACUGUUCUAUUGGCUGUGUUUUAGUCUGUGGCCUUAUUAGGAUGAUGUUAGAUGUUCCUUUCAAGUUCUCUAGCAUAAUUUACCAUCUUCUAGAUCAUGUCUGGGCUGACUGA